CGUACUUACGCAUGCGUGUUCAACUGCGGUUCCAGUUUUUUGGUGUAAUUCCAUGCACACAUUUUAGUACUGUGAUCGAGUGUGUACAGGUAAUGUUUUAAAAUGUCACAGUACAGAUUAUUGGGUGCUGUUGCGCGUUUCUCCUCUAUAAAUAAAAGUUAUGCGACACGAACAGCAAUGUAUCAAACAAUAAGGACAUUUGCAAGUGCAAGAAAUGCAAAACAUUUGAAAUACAAAGUUGUAGACAAUGUAGCUGUACUUACUAUAGACUCUCCCGGAGUCAAGGUGAAUACCUUAAAUGAAGAAGUGAUGAAUGAGGUUGUAACAUUAAUGAAAGAAGCAGAAAAUGAUGCUGUUGUGAAUUCUGUAGUUCUUAUAAGUGGAAAACCAGAUUGUUUCAUUGCUGGUGCAGAUAUUUCUAUGAUACAGAGUUUUAAAACUGCAGAAGAUGGUUACAGAGUGUCUGUACAGGCACAAAAGAUUUUGGACAACAUAGAACAUAGUAAAAAGCCAGUUGUAGCUGCAAUUCAAGGUAGUUGUCUAGGAGGAGGUCUUGAGACUGCACUGGCGUGUCAUUAUCGGCUUGCCGUGAAUGAUGCAAAAACUACUUUAGCUACACCAGAAGUUAUGUUAGGUUUAUUACCUGGAGCAGGAGGUACACAAAGGUUACCCAAAUUAACUUCACUUCCUAAUGCAUUGGAUAUGAUCCUUACUGGUAGAAAUGUUAAGACAGUCAAAGCAAAAAAGCUUGGAAUUGUAGAUUUGAUAGUAAAUCGUCUUGGUCCAGGCAUUGGAACACCAGAAGAAAACACGAUGAGAUAUUUAGAAGAGACAGCUAUCAGAGCAGCAAAGGAUAUUGCAAAUGGGACACUCAAGGUUGAUCGUGGCCCUAAAUCUCUGACUGAGAAGCUCAUAAAUUAUACUUUCUCUUUGAACUUCAUUAAGGAUCAAGUAUUCAAAAGAGCAAAAGGCCAAGUGAUGAAAAUGUCUGGUGGAUUAUAUCCUGCUCCACUUAGAAUUCUAGAUGUAAUACGUACCGGUUUGGAUAAAGGUCCAACUGUCGGUUAUGAGGCAGAAGCCAAAGCGUUUGGUGAAUUAGCUGUUACAUGUCAGUCUAAGGGACUCGUAAGUAUAUUCUUUGGACAAACCACGUGUAAAAAGAAUCGAUUUGGUACACCCAAGAAUGCCGUUAAAAAAAUUGCAGUUGUUGGUGCUGGUCUAAUGGGAGCAGGCAUUGUCCAAGUAAGCAUAGAUAAAAGCUUCGAUGUAAUUAUGAAAGAUACAAAUGAAUCAGGUUUAUAUAGAGGCGUUGGCCAAAUACAAAAAGGCAUGGAUACUGCUGUAAAGAGAAAAAAGUAUUCCAGCAUUCAAAGGGAUAUGUAUCUUGCGAAACUAGAAGCUACUUUAGACUAUAAUUCUUUCAAGAAUGCAGAUAUUGUAAUUGAAGCUGUAUUCGAAGAUAUUGGAAUUAAGCACAGAGUCAUAAAGGAAAUAGAAUCAUAUGCACCACAGCACUGUGUGCUUGCAACAAAUACAUCAGCCAUACCCAUUACUGAAAUAGCUGCUGGAAGUAAACGCCCAGAUAAGGUAAUUGGAAUGCAUUAUUUCUCUCCGGUAGAUAAAAUGCAACUGCUGGAAAUAAUAACGCACAAGGGUACGUCGGCUGAAACUAUUAAGACUGCGGUUGAUGUAGGUUUGAAACAAGGUAAAACGGUCAUUACCGUGGGAGACGGUCCCGGAUUUUAUACCACAAGAAUUCUGUCAGCUAUGCUGUCUGAGGCCAUUAGAUUAAUGCAGGAAGGUGUGGAUCCAGUGGACUUGGAUAAACUUAGUAAAACAUUUGGAUUUCCUGUUGGAGCUGCAACGUUAUCAGAUGAAGUCGGUAUUGACGUAGGAGCUCAUAUAAGUGCUCAUUUAGGAAAGGUUUUAGGUGAACGAUUUAAAGGCGGAGAUGUAAACAUACUCGGGGACAUGGUUAAAGCUGGUUUCCUUGGCCGAAAAUCGGGUAAAGGUAUAUACGUAUACGAAGCUAAUACUAAGGACAGGGACGUUAAUCUUGGAGCGUUAGAUAUUUUGAAGAAAUAUCAUAUUGAACCGAAAGGAAGUACUUCCAAUGAAGACCGUCAAUUACGAAUGGUAUCUCGAUUUGUAAACGAAGCAGUACUUUGUUUGGAAGAAAAUAUAUUGGCCAAUCCGUUGGAGGGUGACAUAGGAGCUGUUUUUGGAUUAGGCUUCCCUCCAUUUACCGGAGGACCUUUCCGCUGGGUAGAUUAUUAUGGAGCCAGUAACUUAGUGAGAAAAAUGGAGGAAUACCAGAGCCAUUACGGCAAUGCAUUUAAACCGUGCCAGACUUUGUAUGAUAUGGCGACCGAUUCGAGCAAAAAGUUCCACAAACAAUGAGUAAAAUGUUAUCUUAAUAUUGGAAGUUCAUCAAGCAGUACAGUUGU
Dufourea novaeangliae is the source of this 2447-nucleotide messenger RNA. It is a transcript of the gene Mtpalpha, whose product is annotated as trifunctional enzyme subunit alpha, mitochondrial. The record is from RefSeq and is a predicted model, not a curated record. Gene Ontology annotation, cellular component: mitochondrion; mitochondrial fatty acid beta-oxidation multienzyme complex. The coding region runs from base 103 to 2400 and encodes 765 amino acids. Gene Ontology annotation, molecular function: long-chain (3S)-3-hydroxyacyl-CoA dehydrogenase (NAD+) activity; NAD+ binding; enoyl-CoA hydratase activity. The transcript has 11 exons. Gene Ontology annotation, biological process: fatty acid beta-oxidation. Lineage: Eukaryota; Metazoa; Arthropoda; Insecta; Hymenoptera; Halictidae.